Messenger RNA from Cololabis saira (Pacific saury), 3719 nucleotides. It is a transcript of the gene cbfa2t2, whose product is annotated as CBFA2/RUNX1 partner transcriptional co-repressor 2. Gene Ontology annotation, molecular function: transcription corepressor activity. NCBI's taxonomy places the organism in Eukaryota, Metazoa, Chordata, Actinopteri, Beloniformes, Belonidae. The transcript is spliced from 11 exons. The record is from RefSeq and is a predicted model, not a curated record. Bases 481 to 2274 code for a protein of 597 amino acids. Gene Ontology annotation, cellular component: nucleus. Gene Ontology annotation, biological process: negative regulation of DNA-templated transcription; DNA-templated transcription.
AGUCUCAGAGCUGGAGAGAGCGAGCUGGAGAGAGGACGCAGAGGCGAUAAACAAGAAGAAGGGACAGAUAGGUACUGCAGUGGAGGCAGGCUGAGAGGUAGAGAUUAGCGAGAGAGAAGGAGAAAGGGUCACAUGAGAGAACUUAAAACGACAAAGAGCGGUGGAAAGUAAGGGUGUGUGAGUGUGUGUGUGCGUGUGUGUGUGUGAGUAGUGCAGCGUUUGCUGUUCUGCUGGGUUAUCUCUCUCCAUCUGGGUGCCAUCUGUGUCUCUGGCUCUGGCUUUCGCCACACUGGAGCUCACAUAUGUGGGAAUGCAAACACAUGCCUGACAUAUGAAGGCGUGGAGUCGCAGAAAAAGACAAAAAAGAAAGAAAGUAGAGGAUAAGAAAGCAAAACUCCGACCGCUGCAGCUGAUUUUCUCCCUGGACUGAAGAGUGGACUCUACUGGAGUGGAGACAGUAAAGAGACGAAGAGCCCUGCCAUGCCCGGUUCGCCUGUGGAUGCUAAGACUCAUUCCAGAUCGGCCCCCAGCAGCAGCACCAGCUCCACGAUGCCACCCCUGCCCUCCGUAAACCCCAGCGGCCCCCGCCCGGCCUCCUUCUCCACAACAGCAUUGACAAAUGGGAAUCAUCAUUCCCCACCGACCCUGAAUGCAGUCCCGUCUCCACCUCAGCGCUACAGCAACGGACCGUCCUCAUCCUCUUCCUCCUCGCUGGCUAACCAGCAGCUGCCGGCCACCUGUGGGGCUCGCCAACUGAGCAAGCUGAAACGUUUCCUGACCACGCUGCAGCAGUUUGGCAACGACAUUUCUCCCGAGAUCGGAGACAGCGUCAGAAGCCUCGUCUUGGCCCUCGUGAAUUCCACAGUCACCAUCGAGGAGUUUCACUCACGGCUUCAGGAGGCCACCAACUUCCCCCUACGGCCCUUUGUUAUCCCCUUUCUCAAGGCAAACCUCCCCCUGCUGCAGAGGGAGCUCCUCCACUGUGCACGUGCAGCCAAGCAGACCCCGGCCCAGUACCUCUCCCAGCACGAGCACCUCCUCCUGAGCACGACGCUCGCCUCCUCCCCGGACUCCUCGGAGCUGCUGAUGGAGCCGCCCGAGGUGGCGGCCAAGAGGCACAGCCCCAGCAGAGCUAAAGAGAACGGCUUCCACGAACGGCCGCCCGUUGCCAUGGAGCCCGCCGCCAAACGGAUUUGCACCAUCAGCCCCGCUCCCAGACACAGCCCGGCGCACCCGCUGCCCCUCAGUGCCCAGCUGCACCCGACGCCGCCGCCCCUGCAGCACUACGCCCUGGACGACAUAGCAGCGCCACACAUCCUGCACAGAGAACACAGCCAACGCGUGCUGGAGAUCCGUGAGCUGAAGGACAGGACCAGACUCCCUGGCACUAACGGGGGCUACCGUGAGGAGCCGGUGGACCACAGACUGACAGACCGAGAGUGGGCUGAUGAAUGGAGGCAUCUGGACCAUGUGUUGAACUGCAUAGUGGACAUGGUGGAAAAGACACGGAGGUCGGUGAGCGUGCUCAGACGGUGCCAGGAGUCGGAUCGCGAAGAACUCAACUACUGGCGACGGCGCUCGAACGAGCAGGAGGACCCACGCAAAGGAGGCUCAGGCUCGGCUCCCUUUUCCAAGACGCACAGCCCCCACUCUGCAGAGUCGGACUCUCAGCGGGAGUUUGCCCCACGUCCAGGUCCAGGCUCGGCAUACGUUACAGAUGAAAUCUGGAGGAAAGCUGAAGAGGCAGUGAAUGAGGUGAAGCGUCAGGCCAUGGACGAGGUUCAGAAAGCGGUGGCGGAGGCCGAGCAGAAGGCCUUCGAGAUGAUCGCAGCAGAGAGGGCAAAGAUGGACAAGACUCUGGUGGAGGCAAAGCGGAAGGCUCAAGAGGACGCCAUCAUGGUCAUCAAUGAACAAGAGGAUUCCAGUGAGUGUUGCUGGAAUUGUGGCCGCAAAGCCAGCGAGACUUGCAGCGGCUGCAACGCGGCUCGCUACUGUGGAUCCUUCUGCCAGCACAAGGACUGGGAAAGACAUCACCUCAUCUGCAGCCCGGGACUUCAAGCUCAGCCCAAACCCGUCUCCGCCAUCACCGCGAGCAGGGCCGCCGCCGCCGCCGUGGCAACGGCACCUGGAAUGUGUCCCGUGGGUCUCGCGGGGGUCAAAGCUCCCGACAGCGUGCCUUUGGUGUCCAGUCCAGGCGCGGAGAAGAACCUGGCGGCUUCACGCUCCUCCACUCCCUGCACUCCCGCCUCGGCCUCGGAGACCAAUGGACAUUAAGAGGCGAAGCAACUUCAGCCGCUGGCGCGUCACAGAUCCUCUUUUCCUGCGAGGGGGGGAGAGCUGAAUCAGCAGCACGAGGAAACUAUUUGUGGGUUAACAGAUUUUUCAUCAUACUCUUGGCAGAUGAAGAAGUACAGAUUACGGAUGACUGUUUUGAGUGAUAUGUCAGCUGGGACUUUGGCUUUGGCAGAGAACAAAAGAACUUGUCUCGUUUGCAUUCAGCGGAUGAACAGAUUUCCCUAACAGAUGGAAAUGUGUUUUCUUGACGUCCAAAACCCUGAAUCUUGGAUCCGUGAGGGAUGGAAAAAAGAAGAGAAACUGAUGAUGAUUGAUCUCAGUUUAUCUGUGGUUGCAAGGAGGAAGUUAUAAAAGGAAGGCAUAUCACAACCCCCACCCCCCCCAACCCCAACCACCCACAAACCAGAACCCUCACUUUGUUGUGUAUACAUUUAAAACAGGGAAGUGGUGUCGGUAAAUGUAAAAAGUGUAAUAGUUCCAGUUCUUUGUUGUGUAGGAAAUGAUGAAUUAAAAAAAUCCAUCAGUGCACCACAUACGUCGACUUAUCAGCGCCUCUGUAAACAUUCGCAUCACCAACUUCUUGUCAGAGUUUUAUAUGUGUGAAAGAGUCCAACGUCGUGCCGUCAGUGACAAUUGUAAAGCAUAUGAUUAUUUUUUUCAAAGCAAUAUUACUAACUAAAAUGGAGUUGUUCAGGUAUUUCAAGCUGUUUCUGCAUCACCAAAGUUUUUGGUUGCUAAGGAGAGUCGUCGUCGUGGUCGUCGUCGUCGGUGUCUGCAAAUGUCUUUUGUGAACGACAGAUGAUAAUAUGCCAAAUCCGUUUUAUAAAAGAGUUUAAAUAGGAGCUCGCUGCUCAUCAGUGUUCAUUUGUCUGGACCAAGAAGGCGAAGAGAUGUUUUUAGUCACAACUCGGUCUGGUUGCAGUUUCACUUUGGCACUUGUUCACGUCAGCAGCUGUUUGGCAGCGUCGCGAGUUGCUCCAAGUCCCGCCGUCACUGCAGGUGCUGCGUCAGAGGACCGAGAGUGUGAAUGCACCUGUUGAAGUCUGUUUUAGUGCAUUGCAGAUUAUUCAGAUGGAAAGGGGGGGGGGUCCUCACAGAUGUCUGCAUGGCAGCGGUGCAGGUGCACAGCAGCGAGUCUGUCCCACAGAGAAUCUCAGGAGCUGAACUGCAUUCGUUUGUACAGGUGGUUCUUGUCCUUUCGUCACGGGAUAAAGUUUAGUGAGGAUUCAUUUAUUGUGCUCUGCUGUCACAACUGAGAUUCUUCUUUUCGUUUGUUGUAAGAUGACUGUAUAAAAUAUUGAGAGAAUGCCUUUAUUUUGUGAGCCACAAUUUUUCCCUUCAUUCUUUAGACAUCGUUCUUUUGUUAUUUUGUUCAUAACUUUGUAUAAAAAUCAUAUCUUGGCAAGUAUGGAAUAAAGAAUUAG